Molecule: messenger RNA, 2393 nt
Organism: Chinchilla lanigera (long-tailed chinchilla)
Lineage: Eukaryota; Metazoa; Chordata; Mammalia; Rodentia; Chinchillidae
Gene: Aoc1
Product: amine oxidase, copper containing 1
Exons: 5
Coding region: 73-2328 (751 amino acids)
Biological process (GO): amine metabolic process; response to antibiotic
Cellular component (GO): plasma membrane
Molecular function (GO): copper ion binding; diamine oxidase activity; quinone binding
Source: RefSeq, a predicted model, not a curated record
CUUCAGGGAGUCAGGGAUCAGUGUGCAGCUGAGAGCCAGCAGGAGGUAAGCCAGAGCAGAGCGCACAGAGCGAUGGGGCGAGAGAGCCUGGCCCUGGGCUGUGUCCUGGCUGCCAUCUUGGCUUUGCAAAUGGUGACCACAGAGCACCCGCCACAGACACUGCCCAGCAGGGCCCAGCUCUUUGCGGACCUGAGUGCCCAGGAGGUAAAGGCAGUGCACAGCUUCCUCCAGUCCCACCGGGAGCUGCGACUGCAGCCCUCAAAGACAGCCACCAUGGCCAAGAACUCAGUGUUUCUCAUUGAGAUGUUGCUGCCCAAGAAGAAGCAUGUGCUGAGAUAUCUGGACACAGGAAGGAGGCCUCCUGUGCGGGAAGCCCGGGCCAUCAUCUUCUUUGGGGCCCAGGAGAACCCCAACAUCACCGAGUUUGCUGUGGGGCCCCUGCCACAGCCCUCCUACAUGCGAACGCUGAAGCACCAGCUCUCCUGGGCUUCCAGGCCCAUGACCUCAGUGGAAUACACCUUCCUCUUCAACACCCUGAAAGAGACCACCAAGCCCCUGCAUCAGUUUUUCCUGGACACCACGGGCUUCUCAUUUCAAGACUGUGGCAACCGGUGCCUGACCUUCACCGACGUGAGCCCUAGGGGGUUGGCCUCUGGCCAGCGCCGCAGCUGGAUUAUUGUACAGCGCCGUGUAGAAGGCCAUUUCUUGCACCCCACUGGGCUGGAGCUCCUGGUGGACCACGGAAGCAUGGAUGUCCAGUGCUGGACAGUGGAGCAGGUCUGGUACAAUGGGAAGUUCUACCGGAGCCCGGAAGAGCUGGCUCGGAAGUAUGCAGAUGGAGAGGUGGACGCUGUGACCCUCGAGGGACCACUGCCCAAGGGCCAGGGAACAGAGAGCCCAGAGGAUCCGCCCUUGUUUUCCUCCUACAAGCCCCGUGGGGACUUCUCCACGCCCAGCCACAUAGCUGGCCCCCGCCUUGUCCAGCCCCAUGGCCCUCGCUACAGGCUGGAGGGAAACUCCGUGCUCUACGGGGGCUGGAGCUUCGCCUUCCGUCUGCGCUCCUCCUCUGGGCUGCAGGUCCUGAACGUGCACUUUCAGGGUGAGCGCAUCGCUUAUGAGGUCAGCGUGCAAGAAGCUGUGGCACUGUACGGAGGACACACGCCUGCGGGCAUGCAGACCAAGUACCUCGAUGUGGGCUGGGGCUUGGGCAGUGUCUCUCAUGAGUUAGCUCCUGGCAUUGACUGCCCAGAGACGGCCACCUUCCUAGACACCUUCCACUACUACGACGCUGAUGACCCUGUCCUCUACCUCCGAGCCCUCUGCCUCUUCGAGAUGCCCACUGGUGUGCCCCUUCGGCGGCACUUUGACCCCAACUUUAGCGGUGGCUUCAACUUCUAUGCAGGGCUGAAGGGUCACGUGCUAGUGCUACGGACAACCUCGACUGUCUACAAUUACGAUUACAUUUGGGACUUCAUCUUCCAUCCAAACGGGGUGAUGGAAGCCAAGAUGCAUGCCACAGGCUACGUCCACGCCACCUUCUAUACCCCCGAGGGGCAGCGCUACGGCACCCGCCUGCAGACCCAUCUGCUCGGGAACAUGCACACCCACCUGGUGCAUUACCGAGUUGACAUGGAUGUGGCAGGCACCAAAAACAGCUUCCAGACACUUCAGAUGAAGUUAGAAAACAUCACCAACCCCUGGAGCCCAAGACAUCACCUGGUCCAGCCAACUCUCAAGCAGACUCGGUACUCCCAGGAGCACCAGGCAGCCUUCCGCUUCGGGCAGCCUCUGCCCAAGUACUUGCUCUUCACCAGCCGUGAGAAGAAUCCCUGGGGCCACGAGCGCAGCUACCGCCUGCAGAUCCACUCCAUGGCUGAGCAAGUGCUGCCCGUGGGCUUGCCAGAGGAGCAGGCUGUCACCUGGGCCAGGUACCCCUUGGCAGUGACCAAGUACCGGGAGUCAGAGCUGUGCAGCAGCAGCAUCUACAACCAGAACGACCCCUGGGACCCCCCUGUGGUCUUCCAGAAGUUUCUUCGAAACAAUGAGGGCAUUGAGAACGAGGACUUGGUGGCCUGGGUGACAGUGGGCUUCUUGCACAUCCCCCACUCAGAGGACAUCCCCAACACAUCCACGCCUGGAAACUCCGUGGGCUUCUUGCUCCGGCCCUUCAACUUCUUCACAGAGGACCCAUCCCUGGCGUCCAGAGACACUGUGAUUGUGUGGCCCCGGGACAAGGGUCCCAACUACAUCCAGCACUGGAUCCCCAAGGACACGGACUGCUUGAGGCCUCCGCCUUUCAGCUACAAUGGCACCUACAGGCCAGUGUGAGGAGCCCGGCCCCAGCUCCUGCCUGAUGCCCAGGAGCCCCAGAGGGCAGGCAAUAAACCGUCAGC